Messenger RNA from Globicephala melas (long-finned pilot whale), 9010 nucleotides. It is a transcript of the gene TM2D1, whose product is annotated as TM2 domain containing 1. Gene Ontology annotation, molecular function: amyloid-beta binding; G protein-coupled receptor activity. Gene Ontology annotation, biological process: apoptotic signaling pathway. Lineage: Eukaryota; Metazoa; Chordata; Mammalia; Artiodactyla; Delphinidae. The record is from RefSeq and is a predicted model, not a curated record.
ACCGGAAGUUAUGGGGGAUGCGCCGGUCCCCAGCAUGGCGGCUUGUCGGCCCUCCGGGUCGGUUGCUUCUGAGACUGCUGCUGCUCGGCUCCUGGCUGUACUGUGGGUCGUGUCAGUAACCACGGGACCUUGGGGAGCUGCCGCCGGCGGUGGCGAAGAGUCACUUAAGUGCGAGGACCUCAGAGUGGGACAAUAUAUUUGUAAAGAUCCAAAAAUAAAUGAUGCUACACAAGAACCAGUUAACUGUACAAACUACACAGCUCAUGUUCCAUGUUUUCCAGCACCUAACAUAACUUGUAAGGAUUCUGGUGGCAAUGAAACACAUUUUACUGGAAACGAAAUUGGUUUUCUCAAGCCCAUAUCUUGCCGAAAUGUAAAUGGCUAUUCAUACAAGGUGGCGGUUGCACUGUCUCUUUUUCUUGGAUGGUUGGGAGCAGAUCGAUUUUACCUUGGAUACCCUGCCUUGGGUUUGUUAAAGUUUUGCACUGUAGGAUUUUGUGGAAUUGGGAGCCUAAUUGAUUUCAUUCUUAUUUCAAUGCAGGGCCUGCCUUUACUGCCGUGUACCACUCCAGACAGCAUGCAGAGUUGGUGGAGAGUAUAAUAAACAUCAGAGAUAUUUUGCAAUUCACGGCUGACCCAUGCUGACCCUUUCUUUAAUUAAACCUUCCACUUGUGAAUGAAUCAUUUCUUCCAUUAAUUAAAAUAGGAUACACUUAUGUCUCUGUAAAGUAUGUGUCAAAAGAAAGCAUUCCACCUAAAAUAUAUACAGGAGGCGCUGACCACCGUGGAGAGUCAUCCAUCAUAAUCUGCUAAAAAGAUCAGCUCUGGAAUUAGAACGAGCACAAUCAUCUCUUAUGCCCUCCAAAAUACAAGUUGCAGCUUCUCACCCGAUCCGUCAGCUCCUGUGUUAAUAUAGGGAGUAAAGCAUAGUGUGAAGCCGUAAGAGGACCGUUUAUUUUGUAGGGCAGGGCAGGCGGCCCCAGCGCUCCGGUAAUGCCAUCAUCUCUAAUAACUGCUUGGAGCCUGUGCUCUCUGGAGACGUGUCUCUUGAUUGUUAGAGCUGGAAGGCAGCGGAAUCUCACUGUUGCGAGGCUCAACAAUUGCUCCUGCAAUUCCUCCGAAAGCCAAGAGGAUGACUGAGAAAUCUGACGGCGCUGUUUAGGUGGACAAAGCAAGUUCGUGUUCCCACUCACCCCCACCGUCUCCUUCUGGAAGAAGUGGGCUGCAGAAAUCGAUUUGCAGUCUUUAGCUCCAGGAAAUAGUGAGCCCAGGCAGCCACUGUUCAAAAUAUUUUGCCUCAGAGGAAACUCUGCACUCUCCAAACUCCAAAGACCUCGAUGAAGUACAUAAGUUAUGUUUAAAAAUCACCACUGGGGAUUCUCCAGGCAAGAUGAAAAGGAAAGAAGGAUAAAGCAUUGAGAAACUCAAAGUGCCUCAGGUCCUCUAAAAACAAGUUUUAAAUAUCUCGCAAGAUUUCAAAUGCAGCAAUUUUUGAGAAAGCGCGACAUUGUAAAGCCUGUUCUCUCGGUGAAGUGUCAGGCUCCAUAAGAGUAGGAAUGAUAAACACUCUUCCUGCAUAUUUAGGAGGCUGUUUCAGAAGACGCCAAGUGAUUGCUAAAACAGUCGUGCAAUUUAGUGUGUUUUAGUACCACAAUUUUCUGUCCAAUACUAAUUGCUCUUUUAUUUUUCCUUCAAUUAAUCCUGUAAGGCGGGUGCAAAAAUAUAGGAAUGAUAAGGACAUUUGCCAUCAUUGGGGCUAUUUCCAAUGGUGAAAGGAAGGCCUGGAAAGGUGAAGUGACUUGUCCAAGGCCAAGGGCAGGUUCAUGGCAGAGCCAGGGCUCCCAACUAUGUCUCCUCUCUCACAGUCCUGGGCUCUUUCCCCUGUGUUUCUAAUGAGGACUGAGUCAAGGGUGAUUUAUUCCCCCAGCACAGUGCUAGGUACAGUGCCUGUGGAUUGAUUAAUGCGUUGAUUCCCACAGAAUAAGAGAUUUGAGAUUACUUGACAAAUCUCUCAAGUACUCAGGAAAAAAAAAAAUCAAUAGUUUUUCUUUGACUUCAAGUCCAAGUUAUUUGGAGUAUUUCAGAGGUACUUUUCUCCUGCCUUCAAUACUUCUCUGAUACUCACUGGCUUGUCUCCUGCGUCAAGAUAUAUCAGAAUGAAAAGAGGAGGUAUAUGAGAGAUUUAACAAUUAGUGGAAAUGGACCAUAACACUGGAGAAUUAAUUGUUCACAUGGUAUAGAAUAGUGAUUAAGAACAUUGACUCUGGAGUCAAGUUGCCCUGGGUUCAAAUGCUAGCUUUGACAUUUAGAAGAUGUGUAGUCUAAGAUCACUGAUUGCGGGCUUUUUAAAUCCCGGGGCCUCAGUUUUCUCCUCUGUAAAAUGGAAAUUUUAGCACCUACUUUACAGGCUUGACUCAAGGAUAAAUUUUAAAAUCUGGCUCCCUUUAUAUGUGUGAUUUAAUGACAUAUUCAAACAGUAACAUUAGAACAAGAGCUAUGAAAAAAUUAGACCAUUAAAUUUGCUUUAUAUUGAUUGAAGCCCUAAUACUAGGUCAUUUUUGAGAGAAGAGCAUCCUUGUGCUAUUUGGUGAUGUUAUUUCCUCUCUCUCGGCCCCCACUCCACACCACCCUAGUUUAAAUGCCCAGGUCCCUUGUCUGCAUAACUGCAAUAGCCUCCUCUCUGCUGCUUGUCUCUUUCUCUUUUUAUCUCCGAUCUAGUUCUUCUUGAGUAACCAUUUAAAGACACAUAUUUGGCCAUAUCAUGCUCUAACCGAAAAGCCUUCGGGGAUUCCUGUGGCUUACACAAUAAAGCAGUACAGACUGGUCCCAACCCCCUAUUGUAACUCAUUCCUACCAGCAUCAUCCCCACACCCCACGUUCUAACCAAACAGGACUACUCACUGUUCCCUCAACGCCCCAUGUACUAAUACACCUCUGUGCCUUUGCUCAUGAUGUGCUCUUGGCCUGAAACCAUCUUUUCCCACUUCAUCACCUACUAAAUUCCUGGUCAUCCACCAAAGCCCAGCUACAAUUUCACCUCUUCAAUUAAGCCUUUCCUUACUCCACUCCCCUCCUGGCAAAAUUAAUUACUCCUUGCUCUGUGUGCGAUGCCACUUUGUUCUUAUCUCACAAAUAGCAUUUACUGCAUUAAAUUAUAUUUUGUUGUAUAUGUGUCUGUCCCCAGCGAAACCUGGAUUAGCAAACAUUCGAAACCAUUCCCUCCUUCCAAACCCAUGACUCUUUUCCCCACUAAGAUCAAGUGCUGCCUAGAAUUGUUUUUAACUAGUGCUCUGAGCAGCCCCUCUAAAUCCCUGAGUUGACACCAGAGUGAAACAGAUUUGCAACCUGUAGCUAAAGUAUGAUGGCCAUGAGUACAGGACCAUGUCUGUUUAUCUCUCUACCUCUAGUACCUAGUGCAAUACCUAGUACUUAAUAAAUGUUUGUUAAGUACAUGAAAGCAAGGAACCACAGCAAUGUACUAUUUAUUAGAUGUGAACGCUUAGGAACAAUUCUGGGUGCUGAGAGUGUAGAGUCAGACAUAGAUUGUUAGUACUUGACACCACACUUCAUAUCCUAGACUUGGGGACAUGGAAAUGUAAAUUCUGUCUGUAAAAGGAGCUCAGAUUUGGGAAAUUGUUACAAAGUAAUUCAAAACUCUUUUAUACACACAGACACGCUUGCUUGGUAGACAAUGUACCUUUUUAAUAUCAUAUGAACUUAUCAGCCAUGAGGUAGAAUACUUAUCUUCUUCAUCCUUCUUCACCAAAUAUUCCAAAUAAGUCUUUAUAUCUAGUUUUAUAAUGUGAGUUAACAGGAAAGUAAGAUUUAUUUUAUAGAAAUUAUAAUAAUUAUUAUUGUUAAUAAUAGCAAACAUUUACUGGCUCCUCAGUAUGUACCAGGCACUGUCUUAGCUGCUCGAUAUGUAUUAGGUCAUUUGAUCUACACAACAGUGCUAUGAGGUUGGUGAUUAUCUUCAUUUUGCAGAUGAGAAAACAGAGUCUCAGAGAGGUUAAGUCAAUUGCAUGACAUUUCACAUCUAGUAAAUAACAGAAGUGAGAUUCAAACCAAGAUGUGCCAAAUUUCAGAAACCAUACCUUAACCGUCAUGUUAUAUCUCAUGAGAACCCACACUGCAUCUUGUAUUAGUCAGCUUUUUCACAAUAAUGCUGUAUAACAAUCACCUCAAAACUCAGUGGCUUAAAACAGCAAGCAUUUAUUCUCAUGCUCAAAGGUCUGCAGAUCAACUGAUUCAGCUGAGUUAGGCUGAGCUCAGCUGGGAGGGUCUGUGAAUUUAGCUUACAUUUGCUCCAUAUUUUUUAUUUUGGACUCCAGACAGUAGUUACCCAGGGUAUCUCAUGGCAGGUGACCAGUGCAAAAGACUGAAGCUAAAUGGAGGAAAGCACAAUGUUUUUCAUGUCCACAAACAUUUCAGUGGCCAAAGCAACCCAACAUCAAUGGGGGAGGAAAGUGAAGACCCAUGAUGGAAUGUUGAAGGGAGUAAAUAUUUACUACUAAUAAUACCUAGUAUCACACGGUACCUUCAUUUAUUUUUUAAAAAGGUCUUGGCUACUUAAUCUUUUGCAGUUAGGCAGGUAUUUCAUUUUUGCCUCUGAGCAAUGACACAAAGUUCAAAAGCUGCUGCUGAAGGCUUCAGCCCUUCUAGUCUUUACGUAGUUGUGUGUGAGUACUAAAAUGCUGACCUUUGAACUCUUUAGAAUGGCACCGUUGUUGGCAGAUUGAAAAUCCACACUUUUCUUCACCUGAUUCUUUGCCAAGUUCAUGAAGGUGUUUAUAUAUUUUUUAAAACCUUCCAAUAAAUCUUUGAUUUCCUCAAGAGUAAUGUAUUUUCAGAAAUCUAGAAGUUCUUGUGAACAGCUCUUAUACAGGCUCAGAAUAAGGUUACAGAGUUUCAGAGCAGCUUAGAGGGCACUUAGUUCAACUUUCUCAUUUUACAGAUGAGGAAACAAAUAGUUUCAGUGUCAAACUUCCAAUUAUUGCAUACUGUGAGCUGCAUUUUUUUUCUCAUAUAAGGAAAGCAAUGAGAAAAAUCUCGGGGGCAACCUUUGCACGUCAUGCUGCAACUGUAAUUCUGUAACGGGGACCUCCAUUCAGUUUAUUUUAUGAGAACCCUCAUGACUUUGCUCACUAUAUGACCAUGACCAACUUCCCUGAUUGCCUAUGAAAAACAAAAAUCAAGUUUUUCCCUUUCUCUUUAUAAUCUUGGGGACCUUCUGCUUUGAGAGCCAGCAGAAUAAGCUGAGAGACACCUGGUCACCUGCUCCAGUAUCCUGAAGACGAGAGCUGUUUUCCACAAGGGAGAGAGACAGAGAGGCACCACGCCCAGUUUUCCAGGAAGGGAAUUAUGACUAUUUUUCCGGGCCAAACACUUUCAAUAUUUAGCUAAUAUUCUCUGCUAUUAAACCAGUACAUUUAGAAGGGAGAGUAUGCUGGGGUGAGGAUGGGAGUGAAGAUUAGAAAACUCUAAGGUGAAAAGUACAGUUGAUUAAAUAAGUAUUGAUGGAAUGAAUACAUGCUAUGGGCCAAAUCUGGUGCUAGGGACUAGGGUGAUGAUGUAAACAAGACAGAAAAAGGUCCUGUGUUCAGGAUGCUUCCAGUCUAGCUUGGACAUGUAACUAAAGUGCUAUCAAAGCAAAAGUAUAGGGUAUCAUGGGAGGGUAUAAUGCAGCAUUUAGCUGAGUGUAUGUAAGGAGGGGCUGAGACACAGUCAGAGAAGGUGUCCCUGCGUAAAUGAUGUUUCCCUAAUAGAGUCUUUAGGGGGCUGAGGUCAAGAGCUCUCCAGAAAGAGUAUAGAGCAUGUGCAAAGGCCUAACAGAACUGAGAAAUAGCUAAGGAAGCCACAGCUUAGCCGGGGAGGGGAGACCAAUAUGAGAUUAAUAUAAGCCCCCCAAGCAGUUGGGUGGGGACUUAUAGGACAAGAAUAGAGUACAGAACUUUAUUCUAAGGGUAAAGAGAAGACAUUAAAAGUAAUGUAAAGACAUUAAAGUAGGGGAAUGACAUGAUAAUAGGAUUUUCAUUUUUAAAAGGAACACUUUGGCUGUAGUGACAAGAAUAAAUUGGAGAUGGGGGAAAGAGAGAAUUGGGGAAUGUAAGAAAAUUACAUGGAGAACAAAAUAAGAAUCUGGAGCUGAUUCCAAAUACUCAGCCCAGGUUGGCUGCAGAUGACGUAGAGUGAAGAGUUGGGCUGAAUGUGUACUCGUGUGUGUACGUGUGCCUGUUUGUAGAUCACACAGAGCAUGAUGAAGGUCCUCUCUUCUCCCCAAAGUCACCCACAACUUCUAGAUAGCUCAGGAAUUGGAUCACUCAUUCGGUGUUUGAAACUGUCUCCAGAACAUGCUGGCGAAAGGACAAGAAUGGCUUUAGAGUUAAAGCUGGCACACUGGACACAUAUACUUAACUCCCUUUCUUCCUGAAACCCACUAACCCAGAGCAAUGAGGAUGGAAGAGGCAAAAACAGCAAAACCUGUGAAGGGCUGGUGACUGUGCUAGCAGACAAGGCAGAAAAAGCCACCUGCAAAGCCUCUUGUGGGGAGACCCCCAGAGGGACUUGGGGACAGAGAGCAUGGGCAGGAACUGGUGCUUCUGGGAUCUCUGGAAGUGAGAGUAAAGGUGGGGCUGGAGCAGGAGGUUUGGCAGAAAGGGUGUAGAAGCAGGUAGUUUCCCUUGCCUCCACUCCCACUCUCCCCAUGCCAUGCAGUCACUUGACUUCCUCAGCAGUAAAUGACAGCAGAGAUUUAUUUCCCAGAGACGGUAAACAGGGGAUUUCUGAACUGGGGAUGCAGGGAGAGUCGAGGUAUGGGAGAUCACUGUGCUGAAAACAGAGAGAUUCAAGGAAUAUUGAUGGGCUGACUGAAUAUUUGGACUCCAGCCGUCUUCCCUCACUCAGCUUCCAGAGCACAGCAGCCAGACAUAUAUUCUGUAAGAAGGGGAUUGAAGAGUCUUCGCUGGACAUCUGACCAGUCCAGGAGAAAAGGUCCACAUGGAGGGUUCCCUAGGAAACAGUCUAGUCAUAUAACCCCCCCAGUGCCAAGUUGGGAAAGUUCUGGGAGAGAUCUCAAGAAAAUGAAAUCAAUAAUUACUAAUGUGUUUUUACACAACUGGGGCAGAAUUUAGAUUUGAUUAAGGAUAAGGUCAUUAAAACCCAAGCAAGGGAAAAAACAAGCCAAUUAUUCACUCUAGGUAGAAAAAAUGUGCAGGAAAGGAAAAAUAUUUUUGAUAUCCUACACAAAUUAGCUGCCUGCAGCAUUUACACAGUCAUGGUGAUGGAAACAUUAGAUAUUGAUCUGAGUUACAACAUCACUAUAUUGGUCAGAUGGAACACUACGUGUGUGUGUGUGUGUGUGUGUGUGUGUGUGUGUGUGACCUAUAGAGAGCUAAGUCCCCAUCUUGUAUGUCGGGAAGACAAUAGAUAACUUCUAUAAUUGAAAUAUCAUGUAGCAACAUAAAUCUGUUAUUUGGAAACUUAUAGUUAAAUAUUAACAGAAUCAGAGAAGUUGAAAGAGAUUGUCUUUGGAGAGUGUGCAAUGGAGGUGGGAAGCAUUGCAUGGCUUGUUAACUCCUAUUUUUCAUAAUAAGCCAUAUAAAAAUAGUUGACUCCUUCAUAUAUGUAUAAUGUUAAUGAAAAUAAACAUUAAAUUUAAAGAGGAAGGCCUCCCUGGUGGCACAGUGGUUAAGAAUCUGCCUGCCAAUGCAGGGGACAUGGGUUUGGGCCCUGGUCCGGGAAGAUUCCACACACCGCAGAGCAACUAAGCCCGUGUGCCACAACUACUGAGCCUGCGCUCUAGAGCCCGUGAGCCACAACUACUGAAGCCCAUGUGCCUAGAGCCCGUGCUCUGCAACAAGAGAAGCCACCGCAAUGAGAAGCCCACGCACCUCAACGAAGAGUGGCCCCUGCUCGCUGCAACUAGAGAAAGCCCGCACGCAGCAAUGAAGACCCAACACAGCCAAAAAUAAAAUUAAUUAAUUAAUUAAAUUUAAAAAAUAAAGAGGAAAAGAAAAAAGUAGUUAUGCUAAUAUAUCCCAUUAUUGGCUUUUUUUUUUUUUGGUACUCCCUUCUGGAUUUGACCGCAGUACCAAGUACACAUAGCUGUUGCUUUACCUUGUGUUAUGGGUUGAGCUGGGUCCCCCAAAUGAUGUAGAAGACCUAAUGUAAAUUACUUCAGAAUGAGCCCUUAUUUGGAGAUAGGGUCUUUACAGAGGCAACCAAGUUAAAGUAAGGUCAUUAGGGUAGGCCCUAAUCUAAAAUGACUGGUGUUCCUAUAAAAUGGGGAAAUUUGGACACAGAGACAGAUGCACACACAGGGAGAAUGCCAUGUGAAGUUGAAGGUAGAGAUCUGGGUGAUGUAUCUACAAGCCAAGGAACACCAAAGGUUGCCCUCAGAAGCUAGAGAAGAGGCAUGGAACAGAGUUUCCCUAACAGCCCUCUGAAGGAGCCAACCCUGCUGACACCUUGAUAUUGUGCUUCUAGCCUCCAGAACUGUGACAAAACACAGCUCUGUUGUCUAAGCCACCCAAUCUGUGGUACUUUGUUAUGGGAGCCCUAGGAAGUAACACACAUGGCAUGCUAUAGCUCAAUUCUGUGGACUCAAUAAAGGGAGGGACUAUGUUUCUGAAUCUUCCACUGAAAGGAGGAGAAAAGGAAGGGAGGAAAGAAAAGAGGGAGGAAAGGAAGAAGAGAUGGGCCAAAAUGUGCCUAGAUCAACCUUGACUCCAGCCGGAAAAUCUUCCUUUGAGCAAGAGAGGUUAUACUUCUGUCUCUAAUUCUUUUAUAACUGGAAUAUACAUAUGUAUAAUAUUUGUAUUGAAAAAUAAAUAAAUACAAACAUACACACAUACCAAAGAAAAAUGGAAAAGAAAAUGUUUCUCCUCAAUUCUUCAAAAUCUCCAAAUGGGAGAAUAACUAACUGGUAAUGUUGAGAUGAAUAAAGUACAUUGAGGUCAAUAAAGGAUUAAUAGAUUGUAUUUUAAUUUGCUGAUUUUUCCUAACAAAGUAA